UGGAGUGUGAUGCAUAUGAGCGGGAGAGUCUGGAAAUGAUGAGAGUGAUACUGGAUGAAAGAGGUGAGGGUGACGGAGUGGUAUAUGAGAGAACACGAGACGAAUGGAUGGCAAUGAUAGUGGGCUUGUCAACUGGGGUGACAGCCGCUAUGACUGAGAGUGGAAAGCGUUUUCUGGAGAGUGCAUGAAGAGUGAGGGAAAGGAGGAGGCUGGCAAGAGUGGAGGCCGGGGGACAGUAGAGAGCAGCAGUAUAAUAAAGAUAGAAUAACCAAACCAUAAUAAUUCAAUAUAACACAGAUAGUCACUUAGGGCGUUAGAGGCCACAUAACUAAUGUAAAUGUAAAGUUACAUAGGGCAAAAACUGAGAUAUAGCAAUAAUAAACCAUAUGAAUUUCCUCAUGAUUCCCUUUCACCUAGCUCUCAUCUUACCCCUAGCACGAACCCUCACGCCCUCCUUGCUGUUUAUAGUUUCCCUUUCUUCCUCCUUUCUACUAACAAAUGAAAAUGUGAUGCGUGGCUGAUGGCCGUUGCAAAGGCCUGACUCUGAAAUGUCAUUCUUCCCUUCAGAGUCACCAUGCCCCAAAUCCAAAUCCAAUUUAUUUAGCUAAUGAUCAUUUAUCAAAUAUCAAUAUGGCCUAUUAUUUAUAAUUUCUUGAAUAAUUUCAAGGUAUUAGUGUUUUAGUUUGUGUAUAUAUUAAUUUUAGUUGAGUAGAUAUUUCUAAAAUAUUCAAAUUUCAUCUCCCUAAAGAAAAAAUUGAAUUAUUCAAAUCACACAAGAAAAUAUAAUGAGUGUCACACUCCACACGGAUGUUGGAGACCUGAAGAUAGAGCUGUUCAUUGAUCCCUGUCCAAAGGCCUGCCACAAUUUCCUAGCCUUAUGUGCCUCUGGCUAUUAUGAUGGCUGCUUAUUCCACAGGAACAUCAAGGGCUUCAUGGUCCAGACCGGGGACCCAACCGGCACCGGCAAAGGAGGCUCUUCUAUUUGGGGCAGCAAGUUUGAAGACGAAGUCCGAGACGACCUCAAACACAACUCCAGAGGCAUUGUAAGCAUGGCCAGCAACGGUCCUGACACCAACGGAUCGCAGUUCUUCAUCACGUACAGCAUGCAGCCUCAUCUCGACCUCAAGUACACUGUCUUCGGCAAAGUCAUAGACGGCUUCGAUACUCUGGAUGAACUCGAGAAGCUGCCUGUGGAUGCUAAGACCUACCGCCCUACGCGCCCCACCCGCCUCAACUCCGUCACCAUCCACGCCAACCCCAUCGCCGACAAGUCCGGAUGAGUCCUUUUUAUCCGAUAAAUCGGGCAGAGCCUCUUGUCUUCGAUAAAUUGGGCCUCCUUUCACCCACGCACAACCCCGUCGCCGACAAGUCAGGUCUCGCCUUCCUUCCUUCCAUGGAGGAGAGACCGCGAUCGUCGCUUCGCCGAGAAUCCUUGUUGCAAAGCAGCUUUAUGUUCUCAUCUAUAUUAUUUAAUAAUGAGAUAUUUGCAUAAAACACUUCAUGAUGGAAUUAGACAAAGGAUUAUAAUAAUAUUUUGAAGAAUUAUUUUAUCAAGCAUAACUUUUUUUCGUCAGAUAUUGUUUGAUAACAUUACACAGUCACCUGGGGAAUUGGUAGAAAAGCAUUCAUUUUCUCGAGGUCAUUCAACACGGCUUACUCAUGGAUCUCAAUAGCUUUAAGAUUAUUUCUACCCAAUUUUUACAUUCGAAUAAACUAUUACCAAGAAGCGUUU
Hyalella azteca is the source of this 1732-nucleotide messenger RNA. RefSeq names its product peptidyl-prolyl cis-trans isomerase-like 3. Gene Ontology annotation, biological process: protein folding; protein peptidyl-prolyl isomerization. The coding region runs from base 786 to 1280 and encodes 164 amino acids. The transcript has 5 exons. Gene Ontology annotation, molecular function: peptidyl-prolyl cis-trans isomerase activity. The record is from RefSeq and is a predicted model, not a curated record. Gene Ontology annotation, cellular component: catalytic step 2 spliceosome. NCBI's taxonomy places the organism in Eukaryota, Metazoa, Arthropoda, Malacostraca, Amphipoda, Hyalellidae.